This is a messenger RNA of Cercocebus atys (sooty mangabey), 9071 nucleotides long. It is a transcript of the gene LPIN1, whose product is annotated as lipin 1. Gene Ontology annotation, cellular component: nucleus; mitochondrial outer membrane. NCBI's taxonomy places the organism in Eukaryota, Metazoa, Chordata, Mammalia, Primates, Cercopithecidae. Gene Ontology annotation, molecular function: phosphatidate phosphatase activity; transcription coactivator activity. Bases 3587 to 6445 code for a protein of 952 amino acids. The transcript has 22 exons. The record is from RefSeq and is a predicted model, not a curated record. Gene Ontology annotation, biological process: triglyceride biosynthetic process; fatty acid catabolic process; cellular response to insulin stimulus.
GACCACAUUUUGCUUUUCCAUUCAUCUGUCACCCUGGGUUUGCUGCCUCCUUUUGGCUACUGUGAAUAAUGCUGCCACGAACAUGGGUGUGCCAAUAUCUUUUCGAGACCUGCUUUCAGUUUUUUUGGAUAUAUACCCAGGACUGGAAUGGCUGGAUCAUAAGCUAAUUUUAUUUUUAUUUUUUUGAUGAAUUCAGACUAUUUUCUGAAGUGGCUGCACAUUUUACAUUCCCGCCAGCAGUGCACAAGAGUUCCAGUUUCUCCAUAUCCUUGCCAACACUUGUUAUAUUCUUUUUUUUUUUUUUUUUUUUUAAUAGUAGUCAUCUUAAUAGAUGUGAGGUGGUGGUAUUCACCCUUUUAAAAACUUUCAGUGCUUGGUUGUUAAGGCAGGCCCAGGGUGUAGAUGUUGAGUUCCUAGGAACAGACAACAGAUUGCCAGGUGGAGCCCGUGACCCUGUCACUUGUUGAGAAUUAUUGAGAAGAUUUCCUGCUUUCAAAUUGAGGUAUUUUCAGAUUUGCAAAGAAGUUAUUGAAUAGAGGGGACUGCUAAAGAUAUCAGAGCACCAUUAAUCUAAGCUAAAGCCACAGCUGGGGAUAUCAAAGCACCUUCUGGUUAUUUGUGGUAGGAAAAUACUCCAGACCAAUCCAGUGGGAAGGUCACAGAGGAAAUUGGAGUCUUGGCUCUGUCUUUGCCAUGGAGAAAGCUUUGCUAAGUCACUUCCCAUUUCUGGGCUUACUUUUAAAAAAUGAGGUUGCUGGAACAACAACUAAGGUUCCUUCUCGCUUCCAAAUUCUUAGAUUCUGAGCAGUAACCUUGAGUUUGCUCACUGAAGAGGGGCAAGGAUGCUUGUUCUUGAGAACAAGAGAGCAGAGCAACAAUUAAAUUAUUAAAGAUGCCUCUUCAGUUGCUAAGAACUAAGGAGUGCAGCCUUUGUCUUGGAACAGAUAGAGCUGGAAUUAGACCUUGCACGUCACCCAGGCCAACAUGCCCCCUUUGCAGAGGAGAGGCUAGGAUGCAGAGAUGUGGUAAUGCUAUCCAGUUAUGAGCUUUCUCUUUCUUACGAGUAAAAAAAUAUCAACAGUAGUUCUUAGAUGUGCUGGCCUGGGGUUGGGGCCUCACUGCUGGGGAGUUGGUCUCAUUCGGUGACAAACAUAGCUCACCUGCAAGGGUGAUGAAGGCAAAGAGGUGGGGAACAUGAGAAAGGGCUUCACAGAACCGAAAGAGAGGUCACUUCAAAAUCCAAAGACCUGGAUUCCAGUCUGGUGAAACUGGGCGUGUCAGUCCAGACAGCCCUUCUUCACCAGCCCUGCAAUCUUCAUUGCACUUUGGCUGUCUUCUGGUUUUACCAUCUGAAAGGCUGCAUUCCUACAGGGUAUCAUGAGAGUCAGCAGGAGAUAAUGUAUAUGAAAGAAAUUGUACAAAGAUGUUAUUAAUACUGCUUGCACGUAGUUUUAGAGUUAGAGGGUUACCUCUCUUACCAAACACAUGUUAAAAUCUAAGUUCAACAUGGAAGGAAUAAGAAGUAUCAGGGUUAUAAAGAAUCAUUUCUUAUAUUGUACAUCUUUUCAGGAAGCAUCCCACCGCACCUUUUUUGCAUGAAGUUAAACCCGCACCACUCGUAAACUUAGAGAAAUGUGUGUUUGAUGUUUAUAUAUAUGUGACAUAUUAGCAGGACAGAUGAAGGGGGAGCUGGGCUCUGGCGUUUACCCCCAGGUGAAAAGGAAGGCAGAUGUGUGUUCCUCCCUGAGUGUCUUUGCUAAGGGCUGGCUGGGCUUGUGUCCUCCGUUGAGAGAGGAGGUGUAUCAGUGCAGAGAGCUUCAUUUAAAAUUGUAAGAUGCACCGGGGAGGGCUUCUUGCAUUCUUUCCUUUGUAGGUAUCAUUCAUGACUUUUGGUUCUCUGGCCUGUUCUAAAUUAGAAUUAAAUCCACAGUUCUUACUAGCCCCUGCAUGCAGGGGAUUUGACCACUUCUGAGCGUCAUUUGCAAAUGGGUGUGCUGAUCUCACUUUUGCUUAUUUCAUAGGAGUUGGGGUAAGAUAUACAAAAGGUAUAUUUUGUUUUUUUAACUUGAAAGACCAAAGCUUUAUCCUUGGCCUUAAGAAUGUAGCUCAUAAAAGAACAAACAAACCAUACAAUUUCCUCUACUCUCAUACACACUUCUGACACCAAACCUGUGUGUGUCUCUUCCACACCAAGCAGUUCUCCAGCUCUCGAGCACACCAACUGGGUGCCUAUAAUUGAAUUCAUUUCAGACACCGUCUACCUGGAGUUAGCAUCAGAUUCCACAGGCUAAGGGCUCAUCCCCACAAGCUGUCCCUCACUUCAGAUGCCAGUCAGUCUGGGCCUCCUGUGCGUCUGCCUGACUGGCUAUAAAUCAGGGGUUCCCAUGACCACCUCCUUGGGUUCAUUCCUUUGUGAAUCGGCUCACGGAACUCAGGGAAACAGUUUACUGAUCGCCACUGGUUUGUUAUAAAGGAUAAAACUCCGGAGCAGCCAGGUGGAAGGGUAUUAGGGUGCACAGGGCAGGGCGGUGGGGUGGCAGUGGUGCUUCCAUGCCCUCUCCAGCACCCCAGCCUCCCAGCACUGCCACACGUUCACCAACCCGGAAGCUCUCUGAGCCCCUUUCUUUCGGGUUCUAUGGAGGCUUCAUUACACAGGCGAGAUUGAUUCACUCAUCGGCCAUUGAUGACACUUAAUCUCCCUCCCCUCCCCCUCCCUGGAGGUUGGGGAUGGGGUGGGGGGUGGGGAGUGGCUGAAGGCGCCAACGCUUAUCACAGAUAGUUCCUCUGGCAGCUGGCCCAGCCCCCAUCCUCCGAGAGUCCUCUGAUUAAACUUUGGUGUGGUCCAAGGGGGCUUAUCUUGAGUGAGGAAAGACGCUCCUUUCACCAGAGCAAUAAAGCUCUGGAGCUAAGGGGCUGUUUCAGGAGCAGGGGAAGAAAGCGAAAUAUCAUAACAAAAGACAUUCCUAUCACUCUGAUCACUUAGAAAUUAUAAGGGGUUUAGGAGUUCUGGCUGGGAUCUGGGGAUGAAGACCAAAAUAUAUAUUUCCUUUUACAUCAUAAUAUCACGGCGCCACUGAAUGGUAGGAAAAGCUCCCAGAACCAACCUGUCUACACGGCAGGUUUGUGAGCCACAGGUUCACACACAUGGUGUUUCCUGGAGUCUGUAGGUGAGCUGAGGUGGGGGUGUUGUCUGUGUGGUCACAUGUGUCCUGGGAUAGUCGCCUUGAAGAAUGGCAGCAGUGUGGACCAGGAGGAGGGGUGAGGUCUCGGGGUGGACUGGAAGUUACGUCGUGCAAAUCCUUCCUGUUGGGGCGGUAUUUGCAACCACGUGGCUUCACGAAUCCACCAAAGCAUCAGGUGAAUAAACGGGAGAGGAGAAGAGAGUCUGGGACUCAGCCUUGGAGUAUAAGUCAGAGCUGGAAAGAAGAGACUCCCGAGACUGGACGACCACCAAGAGGUGCCAUGUCCCUGAAGGGCCAGAGGAGGGUUGAUGGUGUGACCCUCGAAGCUGAGCAAGGAGUGGAGAGAGGAGGGCUGGAGGACUCCUGCCUGCCAUGACCCAGUCCAGGGAUAAGAUGCACAGACCAUGAAUUACGUGGGGCAGUUAGCCGGCCAGGUGUUUGUCACCGUGAAGGAGCUCUACAAGGGGCUGAACCCCGCCACGCUCUCGGGGUGCAUUGACAUCAUUGUCAUCCGCCAGCCCAAUGGAAACCUCCAAUGCUCCCCUUUCCACGUCCGCUUUGGGAAGAUGGGCGUCCUGCGCUCCCGAGAGAAAGUGGUUGACAUAGAAAUCAAUGGGGAAUCUGUGGAUUUGCACAUGAAAUUGGGAGAUAAUGGAGAAGCAUUUUUUGUUCAAGAAACAGAUAAUGAUCAGGAAGUCAUCCCCAUGCACCUGGCCACCUCCCCCAUCCUGUCAGAAGGAGCUUCGAGAAUGGAAUGUCAGCUGAAAAGAGGCUCUGUGGACAGGAUAAGAGGCCUGGAUGCCGGCACGCCAGCCCAAGUGAUCGCUCCCAGCGAGACGCCGUCCAGCAGCUCUGUAGUAAAGAAGAGAAGAAAAAGGAGGAGAAAGUCCCAGCUGGACAGCCUGAAGAGAGAUGACAGCGUGAACACGUCUGAGGAGGAGGACAUGUUCCCCAUUGAGAUGAGCUCGGAUGAGGCCAUGGAGCUGCUGGAGAGCAGCAGAACUCUUCCUAAUGAUAUGUCUCCAUUCCAAGAUGAUAUUCCUCAGGAAAACCUCUCCCCAGCCGUGAUUUACCCUCAGUCAGCCUCAUACCCUAAUUCAGAUAGAGAGUGGUCGCCCACUCCCAGUAGCCUGGUAGAUUGCAAAAGGACUGCCCCUCAUCUUGCAGAUGCGGCCGAGGGAGGUCUGUCUAGUUCUUGCCCUCCACAGUCUUCCCUGUUCCAUCCUCCGGAAAGUCCUUCCGGUUCCCGACCUUCAACACCUAAAAGUGAUUCAGAAUUGGUCAGCAAGUCCACGGACAGGACGGGGCAGAAGAAUCCAGAAAUGCUCUGGCUGUGGGGAGAGCUGCCGCAGGCUGCUAAGUCUUCCUCUCCACACAAGAUGAAAGAGUCCAGCCCAUUGAGCACUAGAAAAAUCUGUGAUAAAAGUCACUUUCAGGCCAUUCACAGCGAAUCUUCAGACACUUUUAGUGACCAAUCGCCAACUCUGGCCGGGGGAGCGCUUUUGGACCAGAACAAGCCUCAGACAGAAAUGCAGUUUGUGAAUGAGGAAGACCUAGAGACCUUAGGAGCAGCAGCGCCACUCUUGCCCAUGAUCGAGGAGCUCAAACCCCCGUCUGCCAGUGUAGUCCAGACAGCAAACAAGACGGAUUCUCCUUCUAGGAAAAAAGAUAAACGAAGCCGACAUCUUGGUGCUGACGGCGUCUACCUGGAUGACCUCACAGACAUGGAUCCUGAAGUGGCGGCCCUGUAUUUCCCCAAAAACGGAGACCCUUCCGGACUCGCAAAACAUGCCAGCGACAACGGAGCCCGGUCGGCCAACCAGUCCCCGCAGUCUGUGGGCAGCUCAGGCGUGGACAGUGGCGUGGAGAGCACCUCGGACGGGCUGAGGGACCUCCCUUCCAUCGCCAUCUCCCUCUGCGGGGGCCUCAGCGACCACCGGGAGAUCACGAAAGAUGCAUUCCUGGAGCAAGCUGUGUCGUAUCAACAGUUUGUGGACAACCCCGCUAUUAUCGAUGACCCCAAUCUCGUGGUAAAGAUUGGGAGUAAAUACUAUAAUUGGACAACAGCAGCACCCCUCCUCCUGGCAAUGCAGGCCUUCCAGAAACCUUUGCCAAAGUCUUCAUGCUUAAGUUACCUUCAUGUAAUUUUGGACGCCAUUAGGUUUUGCUUCUCUAAAAUUUUUAACCCACAAAUAGCCACUGUGGAAUCUAUCAUGAGGGAUAAAAUGCCCAAAAAGGGAGGAAGAUGGUGGUUUUCAUGGAGGGGAAGAAACACCACGAUCAAGGAGGAGAGUAAGCCAGAGCAGUGCUUGGCUGGCAACGGACGUAGCACCGGAGAGCAACCACCGCAGCUCAGCAUGGCCACCAGAGUAAAGCAUGAAUCAUCCUCCAGUGAUGAGGAGCGCGCAGCUGCCAAACCAUCAAACUCAGGCCACCUCCCUCUUCUGCCUAACGUCAGCUACAAGAAGACUCUCCGGCUGACUUCCGAGCAGCUUAAAAGCUUGAAGUUGAAGAAUGGCCCCAACGACGUGGUUUUCAGUGUCACCACGCAGUACCAAGGCACCUGCCGCUGUGAGGGCACCAUCUAUCUGUGGAACUGGGAUGAUAAAGUCAUCAUUUCCGAUAUUGACGGGACGAUCACCAGAUCAGAUACUCUUGGCCACAUUUUGCCCACCCUUGGGAAGGAUUGGACCCACCAGGGCAUUGCUAAGCUGUACCAUAAAGUGAGCCAGAACGGAUAUAAAUUUCUCUACUGCUCUGCCCGUGCCAUCGGGAUGGCGGACAUGACGCGGGGCUACCUGCACUGGGUCAACGAGAGGGGCACGGUGCUGCCCCAGGGGCCCCUGCUGCUGAGUCCCAGCAGCCUCUUCUCUGCCCUGCACAGAGAAGUGAUUGAAAAGAAGCCAGAAAAGUUUAAAGUCCAGUGUUUGACAGACAUCAAAAACCUGUUUUUCCCCAAUACAGAACCCUUUUAUGCUGCUUUUGGAAACCGACCGGCUGAUGUGUAUUCAUACAAGCAAGUAGGAGUGUCUUUGAAUAGAAUAUUUACCGUCAACCCUAAAGGAGAGCUGGUACAGGAACAUGCGAAGACCAACAUCUCAUCGUAUGUGAGACUCUGUGAAGUAGUCGACCACGUUUUCCCAUUGCUGAAAAGAAGCCAUUCUUCAGACUUUCCCUGUUCGGAUACCUUCAGUAACUUCACCUUUUGGAGAGAGCCACUGCCACCUUUUGAAAACCAGGACAUUCAUUCUGCCUCCGCGUAAAAUGUCCCAAGCAGCCUCUUGCCAGCAGUGCAGAGCCUGAUUGUCACCCAUUAAAGGAUAAAUCUCCCGGGAGUGCACAGCUCCACCUGGGAGCCUGGCGCGUCGUCAUUGGCCUGACAGCAGAGAGAAGUGAGAAGCAUUUCUCCUCUGCCCCACCCUGGGGCUGACAUUUCUAAGCAAGUGGGAAGGGAGCACUUUCUAGGCGAGGAGUUGGGCGCAUUUGUACCGUGAAAAGCAUUCCUCAGUUGUGGCUUAAUGCCAGUUACGAUGCUGCCUUUCCGUCCUGCCCCAGCAAGUAGCUAUUGGUUCACGUGCAGUUUGGGGCUGUGAAACCUAGGCAGAGGGUGGCUGUCUGAGGGCUGUCCCUGCCUAGGACAGGGUCAGUCGAGGAAUGCCAGAUAGGCACGGUUUUUGGCAAAGUAGGGGGUGCGUUUCCAUUAUAGCAAUGUUAGUGCCACCACCUUCUGAAUACAGGGGGGAGGGCUGUGGAGGCUCAUGUGACCUGGAUCUGAGGUCUCUGAUAGAAAUCCGGACGUCACUGGGUUCAGGCCUGGCCUCAGACUUGGCCUCGUGGAUGGGCCCCUUACAGUAUUUGCUGACUAGUCUCAUUUUUAGGUGAUAAGUUUUUCUUUAAUUCCUUUUGUUAAAGAUAGUCUAUUUAAUUGGCAUAUUUCCCCCCAGUUUUUGUGGCUCAAGGCUGGAAUAUUUAUGCCUUAAUGUAUCUAUGGCAGAUAUUUUAUUUAGAAUGCGCUUCAUCUAGCUCAUGGUAACUUUGCAACGCCUUAGAUUAAAAUGAUAGUAAAUAUUACUAAGGCAGUAUUUUGAAUGAGUUCGACACUGCCAGCUUCCUUCCAUCCAGCAAGGUGGUGCUGACUAUGUGGACUUGAGCGCACUUAUGCCAAAUGAUAAUGAUAACUGACUUCUAUUGAGAGCUCUCCAAAGAAACUGGUUGGUUUUAAGAAAAUAGUUUCAAGAAGUUAAACUGUAUUCUUUUAGAUAUUAUUUAUUGUUUUACUCUGAUUAGGUUACUGUGGUAGGCAUUUUAGUCAUAGUCUUUCUAUACCACUGUCAUUAAUAUAUUAAAAAGAUGUAUGUGUUAGACUAUCCAAAGGGCCUUAUUCUCUCUUUCUCAUAGACUGAUCUUCUUUUGGGAUUUAUGAGUCAUUUAUUUUCCUUAGCUUUUUCCACUCAAGUUAAGGGCAAGUGAAAAAGUAAUAAUUUGAGUGGCAUUCUUUAAGCUGACAGAAUGUGAUUCUUUUACUUGUUUAUUACACUGGCUUGUGGACAGAACGGUUUGAAAAGUGAAAGAAUUAUUUUGGUAAAAGAUUUUGCUUUACUUUUCGAAGCAUUAUUUUUUUAAAGAGUGUUUUACUCCAACGAUUGAAACAUUUUCCUAUUUAAAUUUCCUUGUUAGAAUCACAGGAGGCAAAAAAAUGGAACAGUUGAAUGAAAUUUUACUCUUUCUGUGAAAGAAAAUCCACAGAGUUGUUGCCUCCGUUGUAGUUGGUGGGCCCUGUUAGCAUUGGAUGCCUUUGCCAAAUGGUUCGUGUGGACACACAAAGGCAAACAUAGAUCUGCCAUCGAUUGCAGAUUUCUGUAGAAACACGGAUGUGCAUGUGCAGAUUCCUUUUGGAGAUAUUAAAAAUAAUUAAAAAUAGUCCUGCCUGAGGUUGCAGUGAGCCGAGAGCGUGCUACUGCACUCCAGCCUGGGUGACAGUGUGAGAAUCCGUGUCAAAAAAAAAAAAAAAAAAAAAUUGGCCUGCCUUAACUAACUUCUCUGCGCCUGUUCACUAGUAACCUAAAGAGGCUAUAUUCAUUCUUUAUGCAAUGAGGGUAUUUGAGUGAAUUUUAACUGCUCUGAACUAAGUAUAAGCUCAUGGGCCUGCGAAGGUGCACACAGUUUCUCCUUUGCACCUGGGAGGAACUUUGGCUGUGAGAAUGCGGGGACGUAUCCCCCAUGCAGUUCGCAGUCGGGCAACCCUCUGCCCCAGCACACUCUGCAGGCGGAGUUUUCAGAGCAUGCAAUUUUGGACCCCGAAUUUUGAUGUACCUUAAACUUCCACAUCACUGCACCCUGAAACAGAGCAUGCCUUCCAGAAAGUCACACUCUCAGAUCUGUGUCAAGUUCAGUGUGAGCCCUGGCAAGGCUGGCAUAUUAACACCUGCCUUCUGGCUUCUGAAAGUGAGAUUUCUAUAUGGGCUGCACUCACGCAUAUGCAAGUUAGUUUAUCUUUGUGUCCAUGACUAUAACCCAGUGAUGCUGAGGUCAUGUGCUGGGAUGCUGUAUUUGGACCACACAUUUCAAAGUUGCCCUAUGGAAAUGAAUCCCACUUAGUGACACGUCAUCAGAUGUUUGUCACAUGUGAUGAAGAAAAAUAUGUAUACCUGGCAUAGAGAAAAAUAUAUACCUGGUACAUUGGAGAAAAAUAAUUAUACUUUCAAAGAGAAUUCCCUUUGCAGUUUUAUGUUUGGAUCACCACUGUAAGCACAUUUUAUUUACAUUUGAUCUGUAUUUGUAUAUGCUGGUGCAACGAUAAAAAUCACUGUGAUACUUCAUUGUGUUAUACUGGAUGCAAAGCUAGAAAAUAUUGCAAUAAAUGAGACCGAUGAAAGACUUCUCUGAAAA